This is a messenger RNA of Tripterygium wilfordii, 1848 nucleotides long. Its product is annotated as elongation factor P. Gene Ontology annotation, biological process: translational elongation; peptide biosynthetic process. Bases 31 to 798 code for a protein of 255 amino acids. Gene Ontology annotation, cellular component: cytoplasm. The record is from RefSeq and is a predicted model, not a curated record. The transcript has 10 exons. Lineage: Eukaryota; Viridiplantae; Streptophyta; Magnoliopsida; Celastrales; Celastraceae. Gene Ontology annotation, molecular function: translation elongation factor activity.
AAUCACUUUCAAGUUUCAACUCCAUCGCGAAUGGUGCUCUCUGUUCAGAAAUACACAAUGGCAGCUUUUCAUUACAGGAAAACACUCUCUCGAGCUUUCUCUUUCGCUGCUGCUUCAGCUUCACUUACCAAAACCCUAAGCACGCAUAUCGCACCAUGUUCUUCGCAUUCGUUGUUGUCUCGCUCACUACAAACACUGGCCUUCCGCAGUACAAUCGCCAUCCCCAACCUCGGCAUCAGCUCCUGCCCCUGGUCUAUCAUCCAACACCGGGACGUCUCUGUUAGUGCCUCCGAGCUAAGACCUGGGAAUGUCAUUGAAAAAUCAGGACGCAUUUACCAGGUGGUAGAUGCAGAGCAUAAGAUGCGAGGAAGAGGAGGAGCUGCAAUGCAGGUGGUGUUCCGUUGCAUUGACACUGGAAACAAAAUAAGCUUUCGAUUUGGUACAGAUGAAGCUGUUGAAAGGGUAUUUGUUGAGGAAAAAUCAUUCACGUGUUUGUAUACAGAAAGUGAGACUGCUUUUCUAAUCGAGCCUGAUACCUUUGAUCAACUGGAGGUUCCUUUGGAUCUGUUUGGCAAGGCUGCUUCAUAUCUCAAAGGUGACAUGAAGGUUAGAUUGCUGUUGUAUGACGACAGACCAUUGUCUGGAUCAAUUCCAAAGCAUGUGACCUGCACUGUUAAGGAGACACAGCCUCAUGUGAAGGGAAUUUCAGCAACACCGAGGUAUAAAAAGGCUUUACUUGACAAUGGCCUCACUGUUCAAGGUUUAGGUGAAAUUUCAAGUCACCAUUUUUUGGAUUAAAAGGUCUUGUUGGAACUUUCAUUGCGUAGAAGGAUGCCAACAUUGAUAUGGGGUGUUGACCCCUUUUCAAAGUCAGAAAAUAGAACACACAUUGAUGCAUUUAUGAUUUGUAUUUAAAAAGUGCAUGGCAUUAAUGUGUUGCCUAUAAAGUGCAUUUUAUUAAUGUGGUAAAUGAUGACAUGACUUUGGAAGGGUAAAAUCAGUUAUAUGACGUCAUAUAACUGAUUUUACCCUUUCAUAACCAGGAAAUAGAACAUGUGCUCACCCCCUACAUUUGUCUAGCAUGCCAUUUUUAAAUAGCUGUGCAAAAUUGAUUAUACAAUUUGUAUUCAUAAUGUGGAGUUUAUUAUUUACAUUUAUUUGUAAGGGUAGUAUAGUCAAUAUACUAUUUUAAGUGUGUUUAUAAACUUUUAGGGCUUUUGUUUGUAUGCAAUAUGUGAGACUGCAUCUCUCUCAUGGACGGUUAUUGUUCAUCUCCGUCUACUCUAGCAAUUCUCUGUUUCUCUAUACAUAACGUGCAUUGCAUUAAUGUGUUACCUAUAACCUAUGGAUUUCAAGCUCUAAGAAGAGGAGGAAAGGAGGACAACAGAAAAGAAAUGAGGGAACUUCUUAUGGUUUUGACAGCUACCUAUACCUCUGCUUCUGUAUUCAUUUUCAUUUAUCAAUGAUGAAUGUGUGAGAACAAUGUGUCUAAAGACUCUAAACCAUACUGUUUUAUAAUAAGAAGAGUUCUUGGGACUGUUGAGGGAUUUUAGUUGUUUUAUGUGGCCCAGUGGUAGAGUUGCAGGGGUGCAACCUAGAGGCCACAUGUUAAAUUCUUGGAAACAGUCUAUCCACAUAUUGUGGGAGGGUAAGGUCUACUACAGCUUGCAUGUUCCAUUGCAGGAAUCUUGUGCACUGGUGUUGUUUACCUUUGUCUUUUAGAUGCUUAUUUGGUUGAAUUUUGCAUGGUGUACCAUAGGCGUAGGGUUUUCAGGACAAGCUUUUUUGGCAUAUAUGCGACGUUACUUGUAGCAAAUUCUGUGAAUCUUAUCUCUUCUUAAUUCUACU